AUGGCCUCUGCUGAUCCAGGGGCCUCGUCUAUCUCUGUCGUCGUCCGCGUCCGGCCCUUCACCAUCAGAGAAGCUGCCCAGAUACAACGGAUAGAUGACAGCACACUCUUUCUCGGCGACGGCUCUCUUGCCGGCGCCCCUCAGCCCAAGCUGAAAAGCAGCGGCAUUCGCUCUGUGAUCAAAGUUGUCGACGAGAGGUGCCUGGUAUUUGAUCCGCCAGAGGAUAACCCGGUACAGAAAUUCUCGCGCUCAGUAGUACCACAGGGAAAGAAAGUCAAGGAUCAGGUCUUCGCUUUUGAUCGCGUCUUCGACGACAACACGACACAAUCAGAGGUGUACGAAGCCACUACGAAAACACUCCUCGACAGCGUCCUUGACGGAUACAAUGCCACUGUCUUCGCCUACGGCGCGACAGGAUGUGGAAAGACGCACACCAUCACGGGCACCGCCCAAAUGCCCGGCAUCAUAUUUCUAACGAUGCAAGAAUUAUUCGAGAAGAUUGCAGACCGCAGCGAUGAGAAGCACACCGAAGUGUCUCUGUCAUACCUGGAGAUCUACAAUGAGACAAUUCGCGAUUUGCUUGUCCCUGGUGGCAGCAAGCAGGGUCUCAUGCUCCGCGAGGAUUCGAAUCAGGCCGUCACUGUGGCCGGUCUCACAAGUCACAAGCCCAAGGACGUCCAGGAGGUUAUGGACAUGAUUGUUCAGGGCAACGAGUACCGAACAGUUUCGCCCACAGAGGCCAACGCCACAUCGUCCCGAUCACACGCCGUCAUCCAGAUCAACAUUGCGCAGAAAGACCGCAACGCCCCUGUCAACGAGCCCUACACCAUGGCCACUCUGAGCAUUAUCGAUCUUGCAGGAAGCGAGCGUGCGAGUGCUACCAAGAACCGCGGCGAGCGGCUUCUUGAGGGUGCAAACAUCAACAAGUCUCUUCUUGCCCUUGGUAGCUGCAUCAAUGCGCUCUGCGACCCGCGCAAGAAGAACCACAUUCCAUACCGUAACAGCAAGCUCACCCGCCUGCUCAAAUUCUCUCUUGGCGGCAACUGCAAGACGGUCAUGAUUGUUUGUGUCAGCCCCUCGAGCGUCCACUUCGACGAAACCCAGAACACCCUUCGCUAUGCCAAUCGCGCCAAAAACAUCCAGACCAAGGUCACCCGCAAUGUCUUCAACGUGAACCGUCACGUCAAGGAUUUCUUGGUCAAGAUUGACGAGCAGAUGGCUCUCAUCAACGAGCUCAAGGCGCAGCAAAAGGACGCGGAGAAGAUAUUCUUCGCCAAGUUCCGGAAGCAGGCAGAAAAGGCCGAUGGUUGUGUGCGCGAAGGCGUCCAGAGAAUUCGUGCCGCAUACGAUAACUCCUCAUCCGAGCGCCAAGAGAAGGUCGCACACAUGAAGAAGCUCCGUGGUAUCGAGCGCCGCAUCGGCUUACUCUCAUCCUGGAUCGCCGCGUUCGACACCAUCUGUGACACCAGGGGCGAUGAGAACGCGAUGCCAGCCAAUCUGUCCGCGUUGCGGAAAACUGCGCACGGGAUCAUGCUUGAGCUUGAGAACAGUCGUUAUCACUUGCACCAGAAGCUGGACAAGACACAUUGGGAACGCGCUAUUGACGUGGCCUUACAACACAGCAUCAACCAGCUGCCAGCAGGUGCAGGUGAAUUCGGCGAAAUUGAGAGAUUAGAGCUUGAAGCUGAGCUUUUGAAAUCGAAGUUCACAAGGGAGGCCUACAGAGAAGUCCUCCAGCAAGACAAGACUGGGGAUGCGGGAACACUGCAGGUACUCUUGACUGCCCAGUUUGAGAUUUUGACUGCGCUUUCAGACACCUCGUCCAUGAAUGAGGACGAAGCGGUUGCCCAUGCCAAGGGCAUUAUAAACAAGCUUCUUGACACCGGCUUCACCGCCGCGGGCCACGUUGUCAAGCCGGAUAGCACCAUUCCGCCUGUCGAGACCUUUGCCCCGGCGAAACGAGGAUUACCGAAACGAAGGAGGUCGUCCACGGCGCCCCGCGAAUUGCUGUCCCGGGCUGUGCAAAACCCCAGACUGGCGGCCGUUGCAGAAGACGAAACGACGGAAUACGCAUCGCCAAUGAAGGGGUCACCGCGGCGCCGCAAGGCAGGCAGUGCGCGCAAAAGCGUGAGCUUCACGCCGGUCAAGAAGAAGUCCCCAUCCAAGCGUGCAGUUCGGUGGCGCGACGAUGAUGGCGAGUCAGGGACAUUAGCGGACUUUGCUCUCACACCUCGAAAGUACGAAUCCACGCCUGAACAGAGCUCACCCGAGAGAACUCUUCUGGCCGCCCCUGCUGCGCCGGCGUACCUUGAGAACGACUCUAUGGACGAAUCAAGUCCAUCCCUGGUCAUCCCAGAAGCUACAUCGCUCCCUGCGGCGAAGCCAAAUCGCUUCCAAGCGGGCUUCCUGUCGAAGUCCCGGCCGUCUAUGGGCAUCGGCUCGCCGAACGCAGGAAACUCCUCUAUCAUCAUGAACUCGACGGAGCCCGACGAGCGACCGAGUCCGCUGCGGUCUUUGGACUUGGCGAAGGCUGCUAACAUCAGAUCGCCAAGAACGCGAAUCGCCUCUCUAAGCCCACGACCAUCUGUAUCGCCUUCUUCAAGUUUGCCCGUUCCUUCCGGUUUUGCGAUUGCCUCGAUGUCGACAGUAGAUGAAAACCAGCCUCCUUCAUCCGACUCGGAGUCUUCGAGCAUGAUCGAUCCGUCCAAGCUACGCUCUGCCCUUCAUGCCAGCAAGCGAAGAGACCGGCUGUCAUCUGCUACGUUCACGGUCCCGGCAGGCUCCAGCAAUCGCCGCGUAUCCUCGAUCAGCUCGAUCGGUGGCUCGACGCAUAGACAGAACCACAACCAUUCCGGUCCUCUCUCUUCCAGCGCAAACGGCAUUUCUCGCCUUCGUCGAGGCAGUGCAGAGCGGCGUCGGAGUCCUCCGAUCAGCUGCUCACCGUCUGAUCUGAGUGUCCGGGAAGCCAAAUCAUUCACCCCUGGUCAAGCUAGGCGCAUGAACUUUGGUGGCAGCGUUCGUGGCGCCAUUGGAAGCCCCGGCGAGCACAGCGAUGCUGCUGAAGCUGGACGUACGACUCGUCGCAUCACUAUUGGUGGAGCGGCGAUGGGAGGUGCAGCCCGCCGUGGCGAUGGCCGUGGCAACAUUGUUUGGCGGUGA
Microdochium trichocladiopsis is the source of this 3159-nucleotide messenger RNA. RefSeq names its product kinesin motor domain-containing protein. Gene Ontology annotation, biological process: microtubule-based movement. Gene Ontology annotation, molecular function: microtubule binding; microtubule motor activity; ATP binding. The record is from RefSeq and is a predicted model, not a curated record. The transcript has 3 exons. The coding region runs from base 1 to 3159 and encodes 1052 amino acids. NCBI's taxonomy places the organism in Eukaryota, Fungi, Ascomycota, Sordariomycetes, Xylariales, Microdochiaceae.